AUGCGUGAUCCAUUAGUUUUUGCUCCAAAUGUGGAUGUAUUAAAAAUAAUUUAUUAUCUUGAUUGGAUUAAUAAGUUAAAUGAAAAGGAUAAACUUCUAUUUUUACUUGCAUUAAUAUUCUCAUCAGAUGAAUUACAAGGUACAGCAUCUUUUGAAAAUAAUGUACUAUGUCCUAAAGGAGCAUCCAUAAAUAAUGUCUAA
This is a messenger RNA of Rotaria sp. Silwood1, 201 nucleotides long. The record is from the annotation of a GenBank genome assembly. NCBI's taxonomy places the organism in Eukaryota, Metazoa, Rotifera, Eurotatoria, Philodinida, Philodinidae.